Myotis myotis is the source of this 544-nucleotide messenger RNA. Its product is annotated as protein S100-A10-like. The record is from RefSeq and is a predicted model, not a curated record. Lineage: Eukaryota; Metazoa; Chordata; Mammalia; Chiroptera; Vespertilionidae. Gene Ontology annotation, cellular component: cytoplasm. The coding region runs from base 18 to 311 and encodes 97 amino acids. The transcript has a single exon.
GCCAAGACCUCGCCAAAAUGCCGUCUCAAAUGGAACACGCCAUGGAAACCAUGAUGUUCACGUUUCAUAAGUUUGCUGGGGAUAAAGGCUGCUUAACAAAGGAGGACCUAAGAGUACUCAUGGAAAAGGAGUUCCCUGGAUUUUUGGAAAAUCAAAAAGACCCUCUGGCUGUGGACAAAAUAAUGAAGGACCUGGACCAGUGCCGAGACGGCAGAGUUGGCUUCCAGAGCUUCUUUUCGCUAAUUGCUGGGCUCACCAUCGCAUGCAAUGACUAUUUCGUAGUACACAUGAAGCAGAAGGGAAGGAAGUGAGCAGUUACUUUGCCCUGAUAAGAGUUCUCCCAGUGGGUCCCUUAAGGAAUUUGUGCCCCACAGCUUCCCCCUGUAUAAGAAUUUCAUGAUUGGGACUCUUAAAAAAAAUGUACAAAUAAAAUCCCACCCGCAUUGAACAAGAGAAAGAAAAGCCAAUAAAUCCAGAUAAGCUUUUGAUUUUUAUAUUGCUUGUAUCCUCUUGCCCCCCAAUAAACAAGUUUUUUUUUAGUUCC